UUUAUAUAGUUUUUUUGAUGAGUGGUUUUAUGUGAAGCCAUGUCUUUCCCGAAGGCUCCGCUGAAACGGUUUAACGAACAAAUAGGCUGUGCACCACCCCCUGGAGCAUAUGAUGUAAAGAUUUCUGAUGGUCUUAAAGGACCUGUAUCGUUUGAAAAGUCACAAAGAUUUAGAGCAAAAAAAGACUCAAACAGCGAUGGUCUGUUUAUGGAUAAAGAGGUCGAGUUCACUUCUCCAACCCGUUUACGAAAGCACUCCUCUCAUGGAUCAACUCCAAACUUGAGACAGAAGCCUGAAAAGGAUCUAGAAUUCUUGAGAGAGAUAAAGAAACAGAAGAUGUUGGAAAAAGAGAUUCGUUCACUUUUAAAGGAACGUGCUGAGCAGGAUAAGAAACUGCUGGCUUUGGAGGAAGAAUUUAAAAAGACUGAAGUUAAACUGGUUACAGCUGUGCGGGAGAAAAGUUCCCUCUCUGCAAACAUUGCUUCUCUAGAGCGACAGAUUGCUGACCUGAAAAAAGCAAACGAGCUCUUAAAAACUAAAUUUUCUGACGACAGUGCAAAGAAAAGAUUGAACAGUUUGUCUGCUGAGCUGAUGGACACCAAAAAUAAAGUGGAUGCUAAAGACAAGGAAUUAAGUUGUCUCCAAGUAACCUUCGAAAAACAGAUUACUUUACUUAAAAAGGAUUUGGAAUGUUCUACAGCAACUUUAGAGGCUCUCAUGGAAAACAAAGUAUUUCUGGAGGAGAACCAUCAUGUAGCAAAUAUGCAACGUGAAAGCUUGCAGAAGGAGCUGGAUCAAGCACAGAGCUCAAUUAAAGCAUUAAGGAGAGAUCAUACAAUUGUUCAAGAACAGAUGUCUGUUUCCCAAGAGCAGCUAAAGAAUGUCUCUGCAGAAAUGAGACAGAAACUAAAGGAAUGUGAUAUUGCACUACAAACUGUAACAAAUAGAUUGUCAGAUCAAUGUUUGUUACAAGAGAAAACCGAAAAUCAGCUUUUUGACUCUGAGAAAAGGUUGGAGCAAACGUUGCAAAAAGUGACUCUGCUUGAAGAACAACUUAUGGCUGCAAAUAAUGAAAAAUCCAAUCUGAUGGUGGAAAAAGAUGAAACCGAGAAGAAACUAGCUAACAUUUUGGAAGAAAUGAGGGACAUUAAGGCUCAAGCUGAAAAAUAUAAAUUGGAUGCAGAUCUAAUAGAAAAUCUACUGAUGCAGAAAAAACAAGAACAGAUCGUGCAGAAGGAUUUACUUACUCAGAGGGAGCAAGACUUCUCAAUACAAAUUAAAGAGCUGGAAGAGAAAUAUAGGAAACAAAUGGAAAACAAGGAAAAUGUUUUAACUGAAAGUCAUGCAAGAGAAGAAAGCUUAAAAAUAGAGCUUGAACUGAUAAAACAGAAGCUAAGUCAACGAGAAGAUAGUCUUUAUGUUUUACAGAAGCAAGAGGUGGAACUGCGUUCCAAAUUACAAAUCGAGGAGGAUACAUCCUGUACACUACGUUCACAAAUGCAGAAUGUUCAAGAGGAAAUGAUGAGAGAGCGCCGGCUGCUGGAGGAUGAGUUGGAGGGAAUGCUUGAUGAACUUGAUAGUCUGCAGAUUGCAGAACAAGAAGCAGAUAAAAUAAUUUUGCAAUUGGAAAAUGAGAAUAAGCGUCAAGCAGAAGAGCUGGUUAAUCUUGAAGCAACCUUAAAAGAGAAAACUGCUGAGCUGGAAAGGGUCAAAGAAAAGCACAGAAUUGCUGUUUUAGAACUCAAAGAAGCACAUAGUAAUACCCUACUUAAACUGUAUGAAUUUGAAAGCUUUAAUACUUCUGCAAAAACAGAAAUAGAAUCCUUGAAAUCAGCAAAUAUGUCUUUUCUGGAGAGCCUUGCUAUAGCACAGAAAAGUAAUGAAGAACACCAAGAACAACUUCAACAACAAAUAAAGCUGAAAGAAGAUCUCGAGCAACAAAUUUUGCAGGUUAAAGAAGUAGCAGUGAAAACAAAGGAAAAAUUGGAGCAACAGCUUCUAGAGAAACAAGAAGCAUCUGCUAAGAUCAAGGAAUGUUUUGAGCAGCAGCUUCGUGAACAGCAAGAAUUAGAAGCCAGAACCAAAGAACAGUUGGAGCAGCAGCUUCUACAACUGAAAGAAUCUGCAGCCAAAGCUAUAGAGGGCUUGAAGCAACAAAUACUUGAACAAGAAACUGCAGCCAAAACAAUUGAACACUUGGAGCAGCAGCUUUGUGAACAGGAAGAAGCAGCAGCCAAAACAAAAGAAAGUUUGGAGCAGAAACUUUGUGAACAAGAAGAAGAUACACUGAAAUCCAGGGAAAGCUGGGAGGAACAGCUUCAUGUACAGGUAGAAGCUAUGGCUAAAAUGAAGGAAAGCUUAGAGCAGCAACUUCUUGAACAGGCGGAAACUGCAGCCAAAGCCAAGGAAAGCUUGGAGCAGCAACUUCGGGAAGAGGCAGAAGCUGCAGCUAAAACAAAGGAAAGCUUGGAACAGCAUAUCCAUGAACUCAAAGUAGUGGCUGGCACAUAUGCUGAGCAACAACAUGAACUAGUAGAUCUAAAGUCCCAAUGUGCCAAACUUCAGGAUUAUUCAAUAAAGAUGAAAAAUGAAUAUACAAGCAUGUUGGAAUCUGCACAGUUAAAUCUGGAAAAGAAAGAGGCAGAGAUGAAAGCUUUAGAAGAGAGACUUUUCACCAGAGAGUCAGAGUUAAAAGUUGAAGUUGCGCAGAUGCAGAGCUUGUUACAAACCCAGGAAGAGAUUGUAAAGUUGAGGGACAACUCUGCCAGGAACUAUGAAACAGAAGAAGAAAAUAAAUGGCGUGUGUUAUACGAGGAACUGCGUAACAAAGUUAGACCUUUCCAGGAACAGUUGGAUGCUUUCGAAGCUGAGAAAAAUGCCUUGCUUAAUGAACAUGGAGCAGCACAGGAAGAAAUUAACAAACUUAGUGAUGCCUAUGCCAAGCUUCUCGGUCACCAAAAUCAGAAACAAAAGAUCAAGCAUGUAAUGAAAUUGAAAACUGAGAACUGCCAGCUUAGACAGGAGGUAUCCAAACUUCGUUCUCAGCUUGCAAAAGAGAAGCAGGCAGAAAAACAGUUGCAAGAACAACUAAAUGAUAUCCAGAAUGUAAAACAAUUUGACCCAUCAAAAGCCUUCCAGCAUGAUGUCAAGGAAAAUAUAGUUCCUAAAGUUCCAUUACGAGAAGGAAACCGAAAGAAAAUCUGAUAAUUUCCUCAACUUCAUAUAGUGGAUCUAAAGAUUUCUAAAUAUUUGAUUUGCAUCAUAAAAUGCUGUGUGUGUAU
Messenger RNA from Pelobates fuscus (common spadefoot toad), 3281 nucleotides. RefSeq names its product hyaluronan mediated motility receptor (gene HMMR). Lineage: Eukaryota; Metazoa; Chordata; Amphibia; Anura; Pelobatidae. The record is from RefSeq and is a predicted model, not a curated record. The transcript is spliced from 22 exons. The coding region runs from base 40 to 3204 and encodes 1054 amino acids. Gene Ontology annotation, cellular component: membrane. Gene Ontology annotation, molecular function: hyaluronic acid binding.